UUACGUUUGUCAUGUUGCCGCCAUCUUGGAUCCACAAAUAAUUAAAAAAACACAAAUGAUUUUUUUUGGCGAAGAAGUUACAAAACAGUUACAUUAGGCUAACGUAUACAAGAAACCAACGUAAAUAAUAGAUAGUUUUUGGACACCUUCAUUGAGAGAUGUCACUGGUGCAUCUUGGACAGCAGCUGCUGGAGGCAGUGCGGAGUGGACAGGAUGAUGAUGUCAAGGCUCUGAUGGCCAAUGGUGCUCCGUUCACCACAGACUGGCUGGGCUCAUCGCCGCUGCAUUUCGCUGCCCAGUACGGUCAUCACUCCACCGCCGAGGUGCUGCUGCGUGCCGGGGUCAGUAGGGACGCCCGGACAAAGGUGGACAAGACCCCUCUUCACAUCGCCGCCUCAGAGGGUCACUCCACCAUAGUGGACCUGUUAGCGCAGAACGGCGCCAACAUCAACGCCAAAGACAUGCUGAAGAUGACUGCGCUGCACUGGGCGGCUCAGCACGGCCACAGGGAGGUGGCGGAGCUCCUGCUGAGGCACGGCGCAGACCUCCACUGCCUCAGCAAGUUUGACAAGACACCCUUUGAUAUCGCUAUGGAUACCAGCAACACGGAGCUGAUGAUACUGCUACAGGACGGCAUGCAGAACCAGGUAAACAUUGCACCAGAGUCACACUACAUCAUCCGUGAUGGUGGUCUGGUCAACCUCUCAGACCUGGUCACUGCCACCAAAACCAGUGCAGGCAAGUCAGAGGACGUCAUGGCUGCCGAGUCGGUGGAAGCAACCUUUCAGCACGUGGUGGGCGACGGUGGGCAAAGGGUCAUUACCAUAGUGACGGACCAACACGGCAACAUGCAGCCAGCGUCCCUGGGCCAGCAGUACAUCUUCACCCUGCAGGGGCAGCAGAUGGUGGCUUUGCCAACCGGCGCAAUCACAGAGGAGGUGGUGGUCGAGGAUCCUCAGCAGGCUACGCCCAAACGCAAGAGGAGCACAGACCUCUCAGCCAAUCACGUCGGCCUAAAAGACAAGAAGGUGAAAGAAAGUCGUGAGCAGCUGCAGCGGCAGCUGCAGGAAGCCAAUCUCAAAGCUGAGGGGUAUCAGCAGCAGCUCCUGCAGAAGGAGCAGGAGGCCGAGCAGUAUCGCCUUAAACUGGAGCAGGCCAUAGCAACCAGUAAAAACAGCAUCAACAACGCCAUCACCUUAACAGCCAUUACCUUAAACAACGGCGCUACAGCGAAGCAGCAGAAGGAGGAGGAGGUGUUGGUAGAGGAGCAGCUAGAGACGACACAGGAAGCUGCAACAAAAGAAGGGGAGAGGCAAAACUUGGAGGAGGGGGAAGAGGUCAUCUUCCUUCCAGAAGAUGAGAUUCUUGUGAAUGAGCGGGAGCUGGAAGUGGAGGUCGAUGGUAGAGAGGAAACACACAAGGCUUCCCCCCGUCAGAUAGGCCAAGGUAGAAGGAGAGGGAGAGGCAGAGGUGGACGCAGACACUAGCUGACAUGUUUUGUGAUCAUCUAUUUAACUGAUUUUAUAACCUUUUGUAAACACAAAGACUUUUUGUAAAUAUGUCCAGGUUUUCAUGUGACACAAACAUCAAGAAGACUAGAUUGACAUGACUUCAUAGACCAUUUCACAGUAAACAUUAACAUAAUGGCCCCAAGUUAAUUUCCUGUUGUAAUGUAUGUGAAUGACAUCAACUGACAGGAAGUUAACAAGAGGCCAGACUGUUGCCUAGCAAUAGGAUUCCAUUAGAAAAGGUCUAUAGGACUUUACAUUAGGCACACACUGAGCCUGGAGAGGACAUUUUUGGCAUCAUGGACUUUGGAUAAUGUUCAGUUCUUCACUACUUUAUCUCUUUGUGUUUCAUAGCUCUGGGAUCACCUGUAAUGUCAUGACCAGCCCACCCCCCGCCCAACUGAAUGGUAGCUGAGCUAGGUAUAGUACUAGCUAAAGAUUUCACCUUUAUAAUGGUACCUGUCCACUGGAAAUCGGCAUUUCCAAGUAAACAGCUUCACAAUGCAUUCCCAUAGCGCCGCGGCCACUUUAGAGAAACGGGGCGACAAGUUGCCCGCUCCUCAUUUCCAUAAUUUUGAAUCCAGGCUACUUUAUCCAAAUCAGGGGAAGUCCGGCUCGACUCGCUGCUUUUGAAAUCCCAGAAACAUGUUUUAAACUGUCCGUUGGUGAUCUAAAAUGAAAACAGAUUUAGCAGCUGUAGCUUAAUUCUUGCAUACUAUUUCGGUGGACCAUUUUCGUAAAAUUAGAGAAAGUUUCCAAACGAGCGGCUAUGAUGUUCUGUUUUUAAAUUUGGGAGCCGACAUUCCCAUGUGAAGUGGGUGUCCAAUCAGGUGCAGCCAUAGCGGUUGUAGGAGGGUGUAGCGUGUUUUCUUUGCUUGCCAGUGGUCAUUAUAGAGAAAUAGAUAGCUGCUAGUGACUAGCCACCAUAAGCACCCAAUGCGGCGAAGCUGGGCAACCCCUGCCACGCCACAGUGGACGCGUACCAUUAGUUAGUACCUUCAUUGUUCCGUGUUGUAUUUCAAAGUUUACAUACAUUUUUUUAUGGCAGGAUUUGGGUGGACGCUCAGACUGUGAUGUGUCACACAGUGAAUGUGCCUCAGUGAAGCCACAUGGUACAGUCAAAGAUAAUCAAGAAGCAAUUACAGUGAGAGCAAUGGAUGAGCUCUUAUCCAGGGUGACCUGCAGUGAGCAGAUAGGAGCCCGCUGUGGUUCUCAAGGACACUACAACAGAAUGCAUCGCUCAACACACCCUGUCUUUUCUGGGGAAUCAAACUUGUGACCUUUUAAAAUACUAGACUUUAGCUACUCAGCCACCGUCCACUCAGUUAUUUACUGUGUAAUAUUAUUGAUGUAAUACGAGUAACAACUAGACGUAAAAUGGCGUUUUAAUGUUGUUUGUCUACAUGACGAUUUUCACACACGUCUGUUGGGAGAUGUGUAUGACCAAAAUCAUGAGUGCAGGGAUAAAGAUAGUUAAUCUUUAAUUAGGGUCAUUUUCCACAAGGACACGAUUACAGAGCCAGUUUGGGGAUUUUGAAUUUGAUUGUUUUUUUGUUUUUUCAUUAACUCACAGCUCAUCUUAUUAUUGAAAAUGUCAGGGAACGUUUGUUUACAUGUUUGCACUUCAGGGCUUUAUUCAUCAGAGCUUCUUAUUUUUUGACACAACAAGUUUGUAAAAUGUAAUUAUGUGAUGCAUUUUGUGUCUGUUUUUUGUCACUGAGGCAAUAAAGUGUGUACUCAUUAA
Molecule: messenger RNA, 3252 nt
Organism: Etheostoma cragini (Arkansas darter)
Lineage: Eukaryota; Metazoa; Chordata; Actinopteri; Perciformes; Percidae
Gene: gabpb2b
Product: GA binding protein transcription factor subunit beta 2b
Exons: 8
Coding region: 159-1487 (442 amino acids)
Biological process (GO): positive regulation of transcription by RNA polymerase II
Cellular component (GO): nucleus
Molecular function (GO): transcription cis-regulatory region binding; protein binding
Source: RefSeq, a predicted model, not a curated record